Messenger RNA from Dentiscutata heterogama, 134 nucleotides. NCBI's taxonomy places the organism in Eukaryota, Fungi, Glomeromycota, Glomeromycetes, Diversisporales, Gigasporaceae. The record is from the annotation of a GenBank genome assembly.
AUGACUGAUCAUGUAAUUGUCAAUAAAAUUAAAUCAUUAUAUAAAGAAUCAGAAUUAUUGAAUUAUAAUGAAAAUACUUCUGAUUUUACGCAGAAACAAGACUAUUCUUCUGCUUCCAGCGAAAUGGCAGUUAU